This is a messenger RNA of Cuscuta epithymum, 429 nucleotides long. NCBI's taxonomy places the organism in Eukaryota, Viridiplantae, Streptophyta, Magnoliopsida, Solanales, Convolvulaceae. The record is from the annotation of a GenBank genome assembly.
ACACAAACGAAUCGCUUUCCUUUCGAUCAGAGGAAGCACUCUGCAUCUUCAACAGCUCCAUCAUCUCUGGCGGACCAGCUCCAUCUUUGACGAUUUAGUCUGCUAUUGUUCUCAAAGCAUCUCCAUCAACAAACAUCCAGAUCACGGAAGCUGGACACCUAUUACGAGAGUUGCUCUGUGGUACAGGUCAAAAGAGAGAAAACUAGUGAAAGACUUGGACUUCAACUCUGAAAGAGAUAAUACAGCAACACUGCAGGUGUCGCCGUGCCGGACCACCGACGCUGUGCUGGAUUGCUGGACACCUCACGCCUGGACGGCUGGAGCUUCGCUGCUGCGCAUUUGGGGUGAACCUGUGAAGGCUGCGCAUCUGGAAAGGCCACUGCACAUGAGGGCCAGAAAUGAGAAAGUAGCAACCAGGAUGAAGUAAUC